UCAACUGCUUUCUUACUUCCUUGUUCAACACUAUAUAACACGGCCAACCUACCCAUUCUCUUGCGUCACAAGGAUGGAUGCAAAAUUAUAUGUAGUUUUGCUAUUAUGUGUUUCUGUUCCUUAUUCUUUGCAAUGGACCGGACACGUGUGUCCAUACCAGACGGUGUCCUACGUGAGCACAACAAUCUGCACGUAUCAUUGUUGGUGGCAUUGCUGUGAUCAUGAAGUUAUCCAAACACCAGUUACAACCACGGCUUAUAAGUGUUGUCCUGGUUGGAGACACAACCGCGAUAACAAUUGUAAUAUUGCUCAAUGCUACCCCGGGUGUGCUAAUGGCGGUACCUGCACCUCCCCCGGCAAUUGUACCUGUAGGGCGGGAUAUACUGGCGACACAUGUACUGGAGAGGACUGUAACCACGAACGUCCAUGUUUUCCUGGGCAAUGCACAGGUAACGGCGCCUCCGUUGUAUGCAACUGCAUGGACGACUUCACUGGAUUAUUUUGCAAGGAGUUGAAAGCUGUACAGGCACCUAAGGUGACACAGCUUCAGGCCAGCUUUUCCUACCACAAGGGACAGGAGGAAAUCUAUGGCGUCAUAGCGGACAGUUCAGGGAAGCCAGAACACGCCACCAUCUGGACAAACCUAGACAGGCUGAAUAACCUUACUGUGACUGCAAGUGCGAUGUCCGAAUGUAGAGAUCUUCCAGCACCCCCUUCUUACAUCAGGGGAUCACGUCUUGGAAUUUCCAGAGCCUAUGUUACAUUAAGUGGACCCUUGGUAACAUCCGCCCCCUCCGACCACACGUGUGAUAAUACAGUCGGUUCCCAGGACCCUAAAGAUAUAAUUACAUGCUCCGUCAAAACACAGUACACUAACCGUUUACAUGAUGGUGACAAGUUGACGAUUACAUUCCGGGUGUCAAGUGGUGGCUUCCGGAAAUUGUACGACACCGGAAGUGGACGCGUGACAGCUACUGAGAAUUACAUAGGGAAAGAUACAGUCAGUUCUGUGGCCUUUAACAUUGACUUGGUGGAGCCUAUAAACAACGACCCCGACACUGCGUUUCGUAUUACUCCCGAAUUUACAAAGGAUCACAUCACUUUGAAUUGGCGAGGCUGGACUGAUGCUAAUUCUGGAAUGAACAAAUACAAAUGGGAAGUCUUCAAACUCCAACCUAGUACUGGAGGAGCGCUGUCGGAGCUGACAGGACCUGUAAACCAUGGAGAAGUGAAACACACCUCUCCUAUAUCCUUCCCUGUGCCCUUUCUUCCAGAAAAACCAGGGAUGUAUUCCUUCAUCCUUGAAGCUGUUGACAAGGCCAAUAACUCUGUAUACAUGAGACGGUUUGCCCUGUGUGACAAAGAGUCAUCUGUUACUACUGACCCAAAGUACGCCAUGUACAUAUCAACUGCUGUACAAGACCAGGGCUUCCAGUGGAUGACUAAUGCCUCCAAACCACUUGUCAUCAUCUGGCAAAACCAUUUUCGCAACUAUGUUCACGAAAAUGGUAAAUAUCUCAACAGAAUCCUGCCCCUCAAAAAACAGAUUGUGCAAGACCCGCCAAUCUACAAGCAAGUGAUCCAAGGGAAUGAUGAUAAGUAUGGUAGAAGACGCACAGCGGCCAUCCCCAAUUUGAGAGGUGUCGUGAGGUUUGAGUGGACCCAUGCUGUCAACAAGACAGGAGGUAUAACACAACAGACGCCUCCCAACUGGGAUGAUAUAUCCGGUUUGAACACUACUUUACACUUACCUCAAGAAAACGUUACCAGCGGGAGCACUGUUACGAUUUGGGUGAGAGCCAGGGACAUUCUGGACAACAAGAAAGUGGACUCGACAAGUGUCACCUAUGACUUCACGGAGCCACAGUUCAGUAAGAUGACAUUCCUUCGAAACGAGAUAUCAAACAUCCCCUUCAGUUCAGGAUUAGAGUUGACGGUACAGGACCUUGAGAGCGGCAUUGAACACGCCGAGGUCAAGGUCACGCAGAUGGAUGACGGUCACGUAAUGACGAACAAGACCUUGACCGUGCCAUCAGUUUCUAUGUAUGCAUGUUUAAACAAACCAUCUAGCUGCUACUGUCCAAAAGCCCUGAACGUGUGUUACAAACGGGUGUACAAACUGUACAUCAGCAACUGCUGGCUGAUGGUGGCCAAGGAGGAUCUCGAGUCAGCUCACGUUAAGCUGGAGGUGGUCGUAGUCAACAGGGCGGGGCUGAAGACACCCAUCCCCAGAGUGCACGUGGUGCAAGACCUCAUGGAUAUUAAUGGGACAUCAGCAUAUUUUGGACCAGUGAACGUGAAUGUUGAAAAGUUGACUGACACGACGGCCAAUGUGUCGUGGACACACGCCCCCAGCUGCCAUGACCGCACAUUUAUAUCUGUCACAUACCAGCUCGAUUCAGGCAAGCCAGAGACCAUCCAACUGUACAAAGACGCUACAUUCCAUCUCCUCAAGGGCCUUGAACCUGGCAAAAAGUACAAGGUCAUGGUCACAGCAGACUAUGGGGACAUCAAGAGUAAACCUAGAAAUGCCUCUUUUACAAUGGCUUUUUCAGGGGACACCUCAGGUCUAGGUGCUGGAGCCAAAGUGGGUAUCGUUGUGGUGGUGAUAAUAAUCCUAGCUGUCCUUGUCAUUGGCCUGUUUAUGUGGAGGACGGGCAAGAUGGUGGCGUUGAUCAAUCGACGUCAGAGCAGACACAAAGGACGUCAGAAUCCCAACACUGAGAACAUCUACAAUAACCUUCAGAGACCUCGGAAGGGCACAGUGUCCUAUCAUAACAAAACAUAUGAAGUUGACGACGACAUCUAUGUGUACGGCAGCAUGUCGUUCACGGCGGAGCAGCCUUGGUAUAUCCCCAAGGACAACCUGACGUUGAUGAAGGAGAUUAACACUGGCAGGUUCGCACGGAUUUACAGGGCGUCUCACAAGACUGGCAAAACAUCGAGCGAGAUGGCAGCCAAAGUGUUGAAAGAAACACCAGAUGAAGAAAACAGUUUGCUGAUGAUGGCCAAAAUCAACUUUGCUGCAACACAGGUCGGGGAACAUCGCAACGUUCUGGGAUUUCGGGGCGCUAUUCUCAACAACGAUGCUCUGGGACCUGUGAUGGUGUUAGAGUACUGCGAGAACGGACAAAUGGACAAAUGGCUGAGAGACCACAGAGACAAUGUCAACGUGGACACCUUGGAGCGGAUUCAGAACUUUGGAUUGGGUAUUGCCAGAGGAAUGGAAUACCUAGCCAAGAAAGGGAUUACCCACCGAAAGCUGGCUGCUCGGAAUUGCCUCUUGACCUUCACAAAUGAGGUAAAGGUCAGUGGAUUCGGACCUUGUCGCAUGGAGGACGCCACUGAGGAUGACAACUCUAAGGGGGAUCGAAUCCCUGUGAAGUGGACGGCUCCAGAGUGUCUUCAGUCUCUGAAGGGAGCCAACGAGAAGAGUGACAUCUGGUCCUUUGGCAUCACUAUGUGGGAGAUCUUCAGUAUGGGCAAGGCGCCCUACUCAGACAUCCGUAGCAGAGAUCUCGCUGUCAAAAUCAGGAAUGGUUUCCGGCUCCAGAGACCGGAAUUCGCCGAGGAUAUCCAUCACAACCUGAUGAAAACUUGUUGGGAGCAGAGUCCCGAUAAGAGGCCUACUUUUGCGGAUGUUUUGGGAAAGCUCGAGGCGUCGUUUGGCCUAAGACCCACUUCCGGGGAUGUGUAUUACUACGCCCGGUAGCCAGUUGACGAGAAGGCGCAGAUUUACCUCCCUUUUAUUGCUUCAACAUUUAUCAUUUUGUGUUUGAGUUUUAAAUCUGCAGCGUUGUAAUUUAACAAAUUGAUGUAAUUCUUUGCUUGACACAAGAGUGUAUUUUAGUGCUCCUGCUUAUAUGUACGAUCCCAUUUGUAUUGCUGUACUGUUUACGAACAUCUCCCAAGACACUGAACAUUGAAUCUUUGACUUGAUUCCAUUCCAUCGAAUUACUCUUUUACGUACGAUUCGCUUUGCUAGUAUAUCAAAUUGAAUUUGUCGAAUUGAAAUGAUCGAGGUUCUUAAAAAAUGUUUUAACCAAUUAACCCUUGUCGAUUAUUUUUUCGAGAUUUUAUUGUACUUCGUGAUACAUGUUGUUUUUUUUGCCUGCUGGAAAAAAUGUAGUUGCUUAUAUAUUGUACCCCCCAAAAUACUUUCUUCACUAGACAUACUGGUUGAUCUGGGUAAAAAGGGCAUAUAUGUGUUGUUCAAAGCAGUUAAGUGGUUCUAUUCCUCCUUGCCUAGAAAUACGUUUCUGUGCAUUAAGAAAUAGAUAAGCAAGGACUGCCUUUUGCCAUAAAGUGUCUAUAUACCUCCUAAACAGAAACAGUAGAACAUAUGCAAAACUUGCAAAUCCUCUAUGAGCUCCUCUAUGAUUUAAAAGACGAUUGACUUUUUCUGUGCGCCGGAGAGUUUUUUCUUGUCUUGUAGCAAGGGGUGGUCAUACACGCUAUUAAUAUGAUGUGUCCUUGAACUUGGGCGACUUUAUGCUCUUUUUCGAUUACGUCGAAAGCUUGUGUUUGCUACCCCACCUCAGGUCGGGCAACUGUCAUGCCAAUAUCGGUUGCUGUAUGAUUGUCGUUUUAAUUGUUGAAUUUGACUGAUUUAUAAUUGUAGUAAAGUUUCUCUUAGAUGUCAGUCAAGGUAAUCUUAAUUAUUAUUAAUUUUAGUUAUUAAUAAAAUCAUAUACAUGCAGAAAGUGUUACCUUCGUAUAAGAAUAUAUAUGUAUGUCUAGUUCACAAAGCCGUAGGAUGUUUGCUAUGUUUCAUACACAAAUAUUGUGUUAAUAAAUCAAUUGACAGUUACGGAUUUAUUAACUUGAUUGGGUCUAUGGCUUCAUGACCGUGUUGCAGUUCCCCCAUACCACUGCUGUUUGGCAACUUGAUGUCACCAUACAAUUUGCAGGUUUCAUGUUUGUUCAUGUUCCGUGUUUAUAUUAUAAAGGAAUCUUCAGGCUGUU
Haliotis rufescens (red abalone) is the source of this 4965-nucleotide messenger RNA. RefSeq names its product angiopoietin-1 receptor-like. NCBI's taxonomy places the organism in Eukaryota, Metazoa, Mollusca, Gastropoda, Lepetellida, Haliotidae. Gene Ontology annotation, cellular component: signaling receptor complex. Bases 74 to 3712 code for a protein of 1212 amino acids. Gene Ontology annotation, molecular function: ATP binding; protein binding; transmembrane receptor protein tyrosine kinase activity. Gene Ontology annotation, biological process: multicellular organism development; cell surface receptor protein tyrosine kinase signaling pathway; protein phosphorylation. The transcript is spliced from 25 exons. The record is from RefSeq and is a predicted model, not a curated record.